UAUAUUAAAAAAACAAAAUAUAUAUAAUACUAGACAAAUACAUUAAAGAGAUUGGAAGAUGAUUGAAAGGUACCUGGAAAUUAAUGGCUGUAGUAGUAGAGAGGCUUAAAUACGGUGGGUAAAUACCAAAAACAAAGGUGAAUUAAGACGUCGGCCAAAAUUAAGCCGUUGAAGGGCAUGAUUGGUGGCAUAGAUGGCGGCUAUAUGAUUUAUGGAAGCAGCUUCCGGGAAGAAAACGGGUGACAAAAACGGACUUUUAACCUGACGACAAUCUAACCGUGUCGUAAAUGCCGUAAAAAUGGAAUCCGCUUCACCUAAAAUACUGGUGUCGGUGACUAACAGUCUGGCAACAACACAAAGCCUUGAUAUGAAGCUAUUAUAAUAAGGAAAUCAACACGUUCAGUCCCUCUUUGACCAAAAAAAUAUGAAGGUGAAAUCGGCCCAUGUGAUUUCCUCAAUUUUCAUGGAUGACUUAUAUGGGAUUUCAUACAGGGACGCCCCCAGUUACUGCCUUUGAUCAGCAUUGAAGGAAAUUGGCAAUCUCAACACGUGCGUGUCACAUGCUCUCUCUCAGUAUUUCUACUGUUCUAGACUACCAGUAUGGCUGGGCGGUUAAUUGAUCAUGUGGGGAGGGCAGGUUGAGUAAUUUAGAAGAGAAUGAGGGGGUGCUUUGUAAUGAGAGAGUGAAGAGAGUUUAAAGAAAGAAAGUGGUCUCCAACCAACGCCAAUCCAAAAUAGGUCCACCACCAUCUCCCAUCCUUUAUAAUCCAUCUAGCUACACUCCUCACAUUUCAGGGCUCAACCUCAAUUCCGAGCUCUCUUCUCUCUUCUCUCCUCGCCACGUCUUUUUCAUUCCCUUUAGAAUUCCGUAACAGCAAACAAGCAAAUCAGCAAACCAAGAGCAAUUGCAAUAGCAAUGGCGUCUCCGCCCGACACAAGCAAAACCACAAAGCUAGAGCGCUAUAACAGCUACAUCCGCCGAGUAAAUAGCACAAAACUCAUGGCUGCCUCCUCCAAGCUGCUAUUUAGAGCAACCCUUUUGGUGGCGUUGGUCCUCAUCUUCUUCUUCACCCUCAAUUACCCUCCGCUUUCCGAUAACCCCCACCACGUCCUCACCCACCAAAACUUCCUCUCCUCCGCCUUCUACGGUUCCGGCGCCUCCUGGGAGAAACAAGUCCGCCACUCCUCCACUCCUCGCCGCCCCAACGGGUUUUCCGUCCUCGUCACUGGGGCCGGCGGCUUCGUUGGCACCCACUGCUCCCUCGCUCUCAAAAAGCGGGGCGAUGGGGUCCUCGGCCUCGAUAACUUCAACGACUACUACGACCCAUCUCUAAAACGAGCGCGCCAAGCUAUGUUGUCCAAACACCAAAUCUUCAUAGUUGAAGGUGACCUCAACGACGCUCCUUUGCUCUCAAAGCUCUUCGACAUGGUGCCUUUCACCCAUAUACUCCAUCUGGCUGCUCAGGCCGGUGUGCGCUAUGCAAUGCAGAACCCUCAGUCCUACGUGAGGUCCAACAUUGCUGGCUUCGUCAACCUCCUCGAGAUCGCCAAGGCCGCCGAUCCUCAGCCUGCCAUCGUCUGGGCGUCAUCCAGCUCUGUCUAUGGCCUCAACACAGAGAACCCAUUUUCAGAGCUCCACCGAACAGACCAGCCAGCAAGCCUUUACGCCGCCACCAAGAAAGCCGGAGAAGAAAUCGCCCACACAUAUAACCACAUCUACGGUCUCUCACUCACCGGCCUGAGGUUCUUCACCGUGUACGGACCUUGGGGGAGACCCGACAUGGCAUACUUCUUCUUCACCAAGGACAUACUCCAAGGAAAGCCCAUAACCAUAUACCAGACUCAGGACGACAAGGAGGUGGCGCGUGACUUCACGUACAUUGAUGACGUGGUGAAGGGGUGCCUUGGAGCGCUGGACACAGCGGAGAAGAGCACCGGCAGUGGCGGAAAAAAGAGGGGUCCGGCCCAGCUGAGAAUUUACAACCUGGGGAACACGUCGCCGGUACCAGUAGGGAGGCUAGUGGGUAUUCUGGAAGGGCUGUUGAACGUGAAGGCCAAGAAGCACGUCAUCAAGAUGCCACGAAACGGCGACGUUCCAUACACACACGCCAAUGUGAGCUUGGCAUACAGAGACUUUGGAUACAAGCCCAGCACCGAUUUGGCCACCGGGCUGAGGCGGUUCGUGAAGUGGUACGUUAGUUAUUAUGGAAUUCAGACGAGGGUAAAGAAGGAAACGCUCAAAAGGAGCGACCAACUCGAGGAAUCCGAUUGAUCAUCUUCCAUCACACGCCUCUUCUUCAAUUUCUUUUUCCUUUUUUGCUAUUUUUUGGGUGAUUCUGUUGGUAAGUUAUUGCUGUGGUCCAUGCUGGCAUGCCGUAUCCGAUCAAUCGGUCGAUGCUGCCCCUUCCUGUUUGUAGUAUAGGUACAGAUGUUAUAUAAAAGAUAAAUGAAGAACAAAUUAUAAAAAAAAAAAAAAACCUGGAGGAAAAGAGAAGUGUAGAUCUAUGAAGGGUUGAAAUAAUGUGUUAAGUGUAACACAGGUGGUAUGGUGGGUCUGCAAGUAAAGACUGCAGAUCAGCCGUUCGAUUUGAAAUGAAAGAGUUGUGAUUGGAAAGAGAAUGAUGACAUCAAGAUUCUUCUUUUUGCUUUUCUUUAUUCAAUUAUUGGAAGUUUGUUUGGCCA
This is a messenger RNA of Vitis vinifera (wine grape), 2682 nucleotides long. RefSeq names its product UDP-glucuronate 4-epimerase 6. Bases 917 to 2272 code for a protein of 451 amino acids. The record is from RefSeq and is a predicted model, not a curated record. Lineage: Eukaryota; Viridiplantae; Streptophyta; Magnoliopsida; Vitales; Vitaceae. The transcript has a single exon.